Talpa occidentalis (Iberian mole) is the source of this 2533-nucleotide messenger RNA. It is a transcript of the gene IDUA, whose product is annotated as alpha-L-iduronidase. Gene Ontology annotation, molecular function: L-iduronidase activity. The record is from RefSeq and is a predicted model, not a curated record. Gene Ontology annotation, biological process: carbohydrate metabolic process. NCBI's taxonomy places the organism in Eukaryota, Metazoa, Chordata, Mammalia, Eulipotyphla, Talpidae.
AUGCACCGCCCGCGCCCGCGCGCCGCCCCGCUCGCGCUGCUGGCCGCGCUGCUGGCCGCCCCCGCGGCCCUGGCCGGGGCCCCGCACCUGGUGCGCGUGGACGCGGCCCGCGCGCUGCGGCCCCUGCGGCCCUUCUGGAGAAGCACCGGCUUCUGCCCCCCGCUGCCGCACGGCCAGGCGGACCGGUUCGACCUCAGCUGGGACCAGCAGCUCAACCUGGCCUACGUGGGCGCCGUCCCUCACGGCGGCAUCCAGCAGGUGCGGACCCACUGGAUGCUGGACCUCGUCACGGCCAGGGGAUCAGUGGGGCAGGGCCUGAGCUACAACUUUACCCACCUGGACCGGUACCUGGACCUUCUCCAGGAGAAUCAGCUCCUCCCAGGCUUUGAGCUGAUGGGCAGCCCGUCCGGCCACUUCACCGACUUUGAGGACAAGCAGCAGGUGUUUGAGUGGAAGGACCUGGUCUCCGUCCUGGCCCGGAGAUACAUUGGGAGGUACGGGCUCGCGCAUGUGUCCAAAUGGAACUUUGAGACCUGGAACGAGCCGGACCACCAUGACUUUGACAACGUCACCAUGUCCUUGCAAGGCUUCCUGAACUACUACGACGCCUGCUCCGAGGGUCUGCGCGCCGCCAGCCCCGCGCUGCGGCUGGGCGGCCCCGGGGACUCCUUCCACCCGCCGCCGCGCUCCCCGCUGAGCUGGGGGCUCCUGGAGCACUGUCUCCGCGGCACCAACUUCUUCACCGGGGAGGUGGGCGUGCGGCUGGACUACAUCGCCCUCCACAAGAAGGGCGCGGGCAGCUCCAUCUGCAUCCUGGAGCAGGAGCGGGAGGCCGUGCAGCUGAUCCGGCGGCUCUUCCCCGAGCUGGCCGACACCCCGGUCUACAACGACGAGGCGGACCCGCUGGUGGGCUGGGCCCUGCCGCGGCCGUGGAGAGCCGACGUGACCUACGCGGCCAUGGUGGUGAAGGUCAUCGCGCAGCACCAGAACCAGCCGGGGGCCAACGCCAGCGCCGCCGCGCGCCUCGCGCUGCUGAGCAACGACAACGCCUUCCUCAGCUACCACCCGCACCUCACGCAGCGCACGCUCACCGCGCGCUUCCAGGUCAACAACACGGCCCCGCCGCACGUGCAGCUGCUGCGCAAGCCGGUGCUCGCCGCCAUGGCGCUGCUGGCGCUGCUGGACGGCGAGCAGCUCUGGGCCGAGGUGUCGCGGGCCGGGGAGGUGCUGGACAGCAACCACACGGUGGGCGUCCUGGCAGCGCGCACCGCCCGCGGGGCCCCCGCCGACGCCUGGCGCGCCGCGGUGCUGCUCUACGCCAGCGACGACACCCGCGCGCACCCCAACCGCAGCGCCGCGGUGACGGCGCGGUCCCAGCGUGCGCCGCCGGCAGGGCUGGUGUACGUGACGCUGCGCCUGGACAACCGGCUCUGCAGCCCCCACGCCGAGUGGCGGCGCCUCGGCCGGCCCGUCUUCCCCUCCGCCGAGCAGUUCCGGCGCAUGCGCGCGGCCGAGGUGACGCGGCUCCGCGCUCUGCCCCUGACCCGCGGGCAGCUGCUGCUGGUCUGGUCGGAUGACCUCGUGGGCUCCAAGUGCCUGUGGACCUACGAGAUCCAGUUCGCCCCGGACGGAGCCGCCUACAGGCCCCUCAGCAGGAAGCCCUCGACCUUCAACCUCUUCGUGGUCAGCCCAGACUCCGGCGUCGUCUCCGGCUGCUACCGCGUCCGCGCCGUGGACUACUGGGCCCGGCCAGGCCCCUUCUCCCGCCCCGUGGGGGCCCCAGGGCCCGCGCCCCGGCACUGCUGAUGGAGCCCGGGACCCGCUGUGACCCCCGCCCCUUGAAGGGCCUUCGCACACGUGGGCCUUGGUCGCAGCCCCCGUCUGGGGCCUGGGCCGCAGGGCUGGCUGGGGCAGGCCUCUGAGAGGCCGCGGGGAGCCGGGCCAGGGCCGCGUGGGGCUGCCCUUCCUCCCCGCAGCAGGGGAGGCCCUGCAUGGGCUGGGGGAGCUGCAGCAGCCUGUUUGCGGGGUUCCUCUCCCCGCACCCUGGGCGCCCUGACGUGUUUUGGGCAGAGCCAUGGUGGGAAGAGCCUCCCCGGAGCCCCAGGGCCAGGCCGCAGCGAGCUCUCCAGUGGAGGGAGAGCAGCCCGGCGCGGAGUGGCGGCGCCUCGCCCGCCCGUCCUCCCCUCUCCCGGGCAGCUCAGGAGCAUGCGCACGGCCGAGCUGCACCCGCGUGGGGCCCUGACGGUGGCGGAGCCUGCCCAGCGCCCCCAGCUGAGCCGACCCCGGUGCCCUGGAGGGGCCGGCAGCCGGAGGCGCUGAGCUGUGCCUUAGUCGGGAGGGGGAGGCCUGGCUGCACCCUCUGGCCUGUGGAUUGGACCCUGCCUCCUCCAGUUGGCGUGGGCGAGGCGGUGGGGCCUCCCAGAUGCUGCCCCACGCUGCACCCGGGCACUCCGCCCUGCUGGACACGUGGCCCCCUCUGUACACAACUUCAUUAACUAAAAAGUGAAGACUCUCUUGCCUCUGUGUUCAAGGU